Molecule: messenger RNA, 824 nt
Organism: Mercurialis annua (annual mercury)
Lineage: Eukaryota; Viridiplantae; Streptophyta; Magnoliopsida; Malpighiales; Euphorbiaceae
Product: SKP1-like protein 1A
Exons: 2
Coding region: 74-583 (169 amino acids)
Biological process (GO): SCF-dependent proteasomal ubiquitin-dependent protein catabolic process
Cellular component (GO): cytoplasm; nucleus
Molecular function (GO): cullin family protein binding
Source: RefSeq, a predicted model, not a curated record
AAAAUCUAUCGCUAGGGUUAGGGUUUGUUAAGUUCUCUCUGUUUCUUGAUUUGUUAACACAAAAAUAGCAACAAUGUCGAAGAUCACGACCACAUCCAAGAAAGUAACACUGAGAGCAUCAGACGGGGAGACAUUCGAGGUGGAACAAGCGGUGGCUUCGGUGUCUCAGACGAUCAAAUUACUGAUCGAAGAUGGCUGCGCCGACGGCGUUAUCCCUGUUCCUAACGUCACCGGAAAGAUUCUCUCUAUGGUUCUUGAGUAUGCCGAGAAACAUAAACGGACUUCUGCUGCUGCUACUCUCUAUGGUCCUUGUGAUGAUGAAAGUAUUAUUAUUGCACGUUGGGAUGCUGAGUUUAUGAAACUUGACCGAAAUGUCCUCUUUACUCUCAUGAUGGCUGCUGACUAUCUGAACAUGAAGGGUUUGCUGGACUUGACUUGUAAAACAGUUGCUGAUAUGAUAAAGGGGAAGACACCGGAGCAGAUUCGCGAGACAUUCGACAUCGAGAAUGAUUUUAACGAAGAGGAAGAAAAGGAGGUUCGAAGGGAGAACAAUUGGGCUUUACAGGGUGCAUAUCAUCAAUGAGUAGGUUUGUUCAUAUGACAACAACAGAAUACGAUAUUAUGUUAGAUUGGUUUAAACUCAUUGUAUGGAGGGUCUUUCCUACCUCCCAUUUUUGUUUGCUAUGCCUAUAUGAUGAUAAGAGAGGGUCCUUCAUUUCAAGAUCAUAGAGAUUCGGUCCUCAUAAACAAUUUUGGUGAGGAUUAAUGUUUGAAAUUUCAAGAUUUUAGUUGCCUUUUAUGAAUAUCUGUUCAGAUGACAAGAA